Messenger RNA from Wyeomyia smithii (pitcher-plant mosquito), 1520 nucleotides. RefSeq lists its product as uncharacterized. Lineage: Eukaryota; Metazoa; Arthropoda; Insecta; Diptera; Culicidae. The record is from RefSeq and is a predicted model, not a curated record. The transcript has 2 exons. Bases 241 to 1251 code for a protein of 336 amino acids.
UGUUUUUAUUGUUUACCUACCGGCGCGGUAUAAUAAUUGGAGGAAUGCAUCGGAUUUCUACCUGUAUUUUUGGUCUGUUUGCCAUUUAGUGGAAAAUUACUUAAACUCUGAUAUAUGUGACACUGAAGUGAACAUUUGUUACAUUCUGAGGUUUUGUGAAUAAGUGAAGAAGGUAAAAGAAGUAAGCAAGAAACUCUAUAUCUUUCGGGCUGCUAUUCAAAGGUUUUCUGUUUUUCUGUAAUGGGUGUGCUAAAAAAUAUUGCUAUUUUAGCUACUAUUGGCUCAAUAACAUAUGUCACUCGGAGGUGCUUGAUCGGUCGUAGAUACUGCAGUUCGAGAAAAUUCGACAACAAGGAGCUAAUAAUUGUAACGGGUUGCACUUCCGGAAUUGGCUUAGCCGUUGUUAAAGAACUAGGAUCUCGUAAUUGUCAUCUGGUUCUAGGAUGUCGUAAUCUUGACAGUGGGGAAAAAACUCGACAAUUGUUGAUAAAACAAUUUGGAAACGAUAUUUUGGUGGAUGUCUUUCACGUAGACUUUUGCUGUUUAAGCAGUAUUGCAGGGUUUGCCAAAAGAAUAACCGACCUGCAGAAGCCGAUCUAUGCCUUGGUCAACAAUGCUGCGAUAUUUUAUCACACACCGCAGCAGACUAUCGAUAAGCUUGAGCAGACUUUUCAAGUGAACUAUUUAGGACACUUUCUUCUUACGCUACUAUUACUGCCAACUUUAAAGCAGUGUACUAUAGGGGCGCGAAUCGUAAAUUUGGUAUCCAAAGCUCACCUAGCUGCGCAGGUGUGUCCAGAUCUAGAGCUUCACGAAAAAUUUGAAGACACUCCAAACAAUCGCUUCAGAGCUUAUCAAUAUAGUAAACUUUGUUUGGUAUCAUUCGCAUACAAAUUAUCUUCACUGCUGGCGAAGUCGUCGGUUUCCGUACAUUGUGUUGAUCCUGGGAAUGUGGAAACAGCAAUCUAUAGAGACUUUCCACAGCUGUCGAACAAAGUGUCUUUCUACCUGCAAAAACCAAUUCGCCUAUUAACGGUGAAAACACCUUACGAAGGAGCGCAGGCUGUUCUUUAUGCUAUACUGGAAAACCAAGCGCCACGAUUCUACAUUAAAGAGUUUAGUUCACAACAGGACGAGAGUGGUGAAAUCAAUCCGAUUGCCAAAAACCCUGUACUUGGAGAUUCGCUAUGGACACUGAGUCGACAAUUAUGUCAUCUCACUCAUUUCAGCCAGCUGAACAAAGUGCAAUAGUUCCCAGAAUUUGGAUCAAUCAAGCUUAUGGUUUACGCAAAGAAAUGAUAGAUUUCUGCUUCGUAUCCAUGAACAAACCUUCUGAACUUUCACGUUGUUUAGUAACAAUCAGUGAGGCAACGAAUUUCGAUGAUGUUGAGUCUGACAUCCUUUCAACAAAAAAUCCAACUAAUGAGCAAUGGAUUUCUCUAGGGUCUUCAACAACGCCUGUUGAUUGUUACAUAGAACUUUUACUUUCACAAAUGCUUAUCAACGAGACAAGCAAAUGU